Messenger RNA from Sarcophilus harrisii (Tasmanian devil), 1708 nucleotides. RefSeq names its product 4-hydroxyphenylpyruvate dioxygenase like (gene HPDL). Lineage: Eukaryota; Metazoa; Chordata; Mammalia; Dasyuromorphia; Dasyuridae. Gene Ontology annotation, biological process: aromatic amino acid metabolic process. The record is from RefSeq and is a predicted model, not a curated record. The transcript has a single exon. Gene Ontology annotation, molecular function: 4-hydroxyphenylpyruvate dioxygenase activity. Bases 142 to 1311 code for a protein of 389 amino acids.
CUCCCCACUCCUCAGGCCCCUCCUCCGCUCGCGCGCCGCUCUCGGCCCCCUCCGGAUGCUUCAAAGGCCGGAGCCCCGCAGUCGGAGCAGCCCGGCCCCUCCCGCACGCCGGCACCUAGCGCCGCCCGCUCGCUCCCCGCCAUGGCCGCCCCCGUGGGCCGCCUCUGCCACGUCUCCCUGCACGUGCCCCGCGGGCAGCCCCUGGCGCGGGACCUGCAGCGCAGCUUCGGCUUCCGGCCCGUGGCCGUGCGGGAGGCCGGCGGCUGGCGGCAGCUGGCCCUGCGCAGCGGGGACGCCGUGUUCCUGGUGAACGAGGGCGCGCCCGGCUCGGGGGACGGCCGCGAGGGGCCCCUCUACGACGUGGACCCCGCGCACGCCGUGCCCACCGCCUCCAACGUGUGCUUCGAAGUGGCGGGCGUGCGGGGGGCCGUCGGGGCGCUGCGGGCGCUGGGCUGCCAGGUGGUGGUGCAGCCCCGGGCCGUGGCCGACGCCCAGGGCUCCGUCACCUACGCCGUGGUGCGCUCGCCGGUGGGCAACCUGAGCCACACGCUGCUGGAGCGGGGCGCCUACCGGGGGCCCUUCCUGCCCGGCUUCCAGGGAUGCGGCGGCCCCGACGGCGCCGGCCCCGACGGCCCCUGGUUCAGCCACGUGGACCACAUAGCGCUGGCCUGCCCCCGGGGCAGCUCGAGCUCGUGGCGGCGCUGGUACCAGGAGUGUCUGGGCUUCCGCCGCUUCUGCCUGGACCCCGCCGAUGACCACCCCGAGCACGGCUUGGAGAUCCGGGCCGGCCGGGCCGGGGGCCUGCGGCUGACCUCCCUGCGGGCGCCCCCGGGCAGCCAGGCCCCGCUGCUGGUGCUGGGCGAGUCCCUGCCCGGCCUGCCCGGGGCCCGGGACCAGAUCGAGCUCUUCCUGGCCCAGCACGGGGCCCCGGGCCUGCAGCACGUCGGCCUCUACACGGGAGACGUCCUGGACUCGGCCCGUCGGGUGGCGGAGGCCGGCGGCCGCUUGGUGACCCCUCCCGACGCCUAUUACCAGCAGGCCGGCAAAGUGGAGCAGAUGGUGGCGGCGGGCCAGGACGUGGCGAAGCUGGCCGAGCUGGGCAUCCUGCUGGACAGGGACGGCGGCCAGGGGGACGGCGCCCGCUACCUGCUGCAGGUUUUCACCAAGCCUCUCUUUUCCGAGGAGACCUUCUUCCUGGAGCUGAUCCAGAGGCGGGGGGCCACGGGCUUUGGCCAAGGCAACAUCCGAGCCCUGUGGGAGGCCCUGGAGAAGCACCUGGCCGACUUCCAGGAGGCCCGCCAGCCCCGCUGAGGAAAGCUGGACCUCGCCGCCCCCGCUUCGCCGCGCUCUCCCCGCAGAAGCCCAAGCCCCUCCGGCCUGUGGGCGCAGCCUUGCCCCCCCCUCCCAUCCAAAGGCGCCAGCCCGGCUGCCUCUUCCCACCCGAAGGGACAGGGGCCGCGUCCGGAAUUCUGCCAGAAACGGACGCCGUCCUCAGACCUGGGGCCGAAUGCCGGUGCCGCUGCCUCUGACCUUGGACUUGGCCCUUGGCGGUUUCUCUGGGAUAAAUGCUUCCCAAGGGCCUUCCCCUUCAUAACCUUAGCCCCAGUGACCUUUGCGGGUUAGUCGCCGACUCCCUAGCCCGAGGGCCUUCACCCGGGCCGGGGCGCUGACUGGCACAGGCUGGUGCCAGGAGCCCGGCCUGAGUCUC